Molecule: messenger RNA, 3010 nt
Organism: Anastrepha obliqua
Lineage: Eukaryota; Metazoa; Arthropoda; Insecta; Diptera; Tephritidae
Product: glycosyltransferase 25 family member
Exons: 6
Coding region: 240-2225 (661 amino acids)
Molecular function (GO): procollagen galactosyltransferase activity
Source: RefSeq, a predicted model, not a curated record
AGUUUCUCUAUAUGCUCUAUGCUGAUUGGAUUGCUGUCGUUUGGUGGAAGUAAAUUGAUGCCGCUGUCGCCGAGUAAUUAAAACAGUCAAAUUAAAAUAGAUUUUAAACGCAAAUUUGCAUUUGUCGACUCAGAACGUUCGGUGCUGUGCUAAGUGAACAUACGUAUGGAAUAAAUUGUCCGAAGUUUUUCAAAUUCAUACAAGAAUCUCAGCAACAAAACACUGCGAUUGGCUUGAAGAUGCGCAAAUUCGUGGUGUAUGUGUUGUUUUUCGCCCUGUGCGCCUAUUACUGUAAUGCUGUUGCGCCACCGGAAACCGCCAAGCCGUCGUCGCAGUAUGUACCGAGUCUCGAUGACCUGUACGCAAUGCUACCGGCCGACUUAAGUGAUGAGCCACCCACUGUGGUGGUAGCGCUGUUGGUGCGCAACAAAGCACACAUCCUACCAUUGUUCCUCACUUAUUUGGAGCGUCUUAACUAUCCAAAACAACAAAUGGCCUUGUGGAUACGUUCGGAUCACAAUAGCGACACGAGCACGGAAUUGCUACAGCUAUGGCUUGAUCAUGUUGCUGACUCGUAUCACAGCGUCGAUUUUGUGCAUGACGACAGUGUGCAACGUCAUCAAAAUGAAAGCACGGCGAACGACUGGCCUGCUGAACGCUUUCAUCAUUUAAUACAGCUGAAAGAAGCAGCACUGAUAUAUGCUAAAAAGAUUUGGGCUGAUUAUAUAUUUUUCCUGGAUGCUGAUGUAUUACUUACACACCCUGACUCCCUAAUCCAUUUGACUAGUCUACGUCUACCAAUUGUAGCACCAAUGCUACUCUCUGAAGGUUUGUACUCGAAUUUUUGGUGUGGCAUGACACCAGAUUACUAUUACCAACGCACCGACGAAUACCAGGAAAUCUACAAUGUGAACAAGGAAGGCGUUUUCCCUGUGCCAAUGGUUCAUAGCGCUGUGCUGAUAAGAAUGAACUAUCAGGGCGCGCGUUAUCUGACAUUUGAUCGUGAACGUCUCUUAGAACAGCAACAAAAUGAGGUCGAAUGGGCAGAACGCGAAGGAGUGACACCAUGCCGACCAUACGAUGGGCCAGUGGAUGAUAUUAUUGUUUUUGCUAGAUCGGCAAAUUGUUCACGUAUUCCAUUGUUCAUCAGCAAUAAGCUGCCGCAUGGCUAUAUAAUGCAGCCACUUGAUGUGAAUGAGGGUCUGGAUGUUGACUUACAGCAACUGGUGAACAUACGUGCAAAUAUUGUGCAUGAUCAGGAUGAAGUGGCGCCUGUGAAUGAGUACUUCGAGGAAUACAUCAGUUAUCCGAAUAAAACCAAACUUACGUUAGACCACAUUUAUAUGAUUAAUCUGGAAAGGCGCCCAGAACGUCGGGUCAAAAUGGAGAAACUUUUCCUUGAAUUAGGUUUAGAUGUUGAAUAUGUGCCCGCUGUCGAUGGAAAAAAGUUAUCCCCGCAGCAACUGCAAGAUAUGGGUGUUAAAUUUUUAAAUGGUUAUGAAGACCCCUACCACCACCGGCAAAUGACGAUGGGCGAAAUUGGUUGUUUCCUGAGUCACUAUCGUAUUUGGGAGAAGGUCGUUGAACGCGAACAAAAUGAAGUGCUAGUAUUGGAGGAUGACGUACGCUUCCAGCCGUACUUCAAGGAUAGCGCUACCCGUGUGCUCGCGCAAAUGCGCAACGUUGUUGAAUACGAUUUGCUAUAUUUUGGUCGCAAACGUUUAAAGGAGGAAAAGGAACCGUGGGUGCAAGGCGCUGAAAAUCUUGUGCAUGCUGGCUACUCCUACUGGACACUGGGCUAUGUUAUAACACUAAAAGGUGCGCGUAAACUACUCGCAGCCAAGCCGCUAGAAAAGAUGUUGCCGGUUGAUGAAUUUCUGCCCAUUAUGUUUAACCGCCAUCCAAAUAAAACUUGGAGUUCACACUUUCCCCAGCGUGAUUUGCUCGCAUUUAGUGCGGCGCCUUUAAUACUUUUCCCCACACAUUAUACCGGUGAAUCCGGUUAUAUUUCAGACACCGAAGACUCUGAAGUGACCUCAGAAAUAAACGUGGAUUCUAAUGUGCAGUUGAAGAGUGACCGUGAAUUAGAAUUUCGGCCUGUACUCGAAACAGAGACAGCUACAAAGCCAUUUGAAGAUGAAUUGAUGAUGGAUUUGGUAGAUGAUAGCGAUGGCCGUUCAUUUAACCAGGAUAUAUAUUUGUCCAAGAGUCACGAAGAGUUUUAAGUGCAUUAGAAAGAUGCUAUUUUAAGUAUAUAAGUCUUUUGUUUUCUAUAAUUACUGCCACUUUUAUUGCCAUUUCUAUAUACGAAAUGCAUAUGAAUCCAUGUGCUUGCAUAUGUAUACAGAAGUGUAUAUGUACGUAUGCAUAUAUGUCCUUUUGAUGUGCCUUACUAGUUGUAAAAAUAAUGAAAAUGUAAUCCUUGCAUGUAGUAUAGUCCAUGUAGUUGAAAACUAUGAAAACUUUAUACUCUUCAAUGUUAACUAACUCGAAUUUGUGUGUACUAAUUUGCGUCACAAAAAUACUCCGAAUGUCCAGUGAAAAAGCGCGCAUGUUUAAAUUGAAACUUUAAUCGAAUAGAAAACCAGAAAAAAAUAAUUGAAUAUGAAUAGCAUAAUGUACUGAAUUCAGCAAGAAAACACGAAAAUUAUGAAUAUCUAAUUUACGUAUAAAGCAGCAAAACGUCUUUGGCGUUUUUAGAACCGGUUAAUAGCGGUUGCGUUACGCAGCUGCUGGUGUUUGUGUUUCAAAACUAGUUUAGUUGACUGAAUAUUGUUGAAAAUUGAUAAAUUUGUGCUCCAUUAGUAAAGUUGUUUUCAAAUGAUGUGAAAAAUCAUGUUUUUUAUAUGAAAAUAUUUCAUGUAAUAAAUUUUUUACAUUAAUCCAUUUACUAAAUUUCGAGUAUAAGCUAAUUUCUAUUCUUGUGAGAAUUAAAGCUACUUAUAUGCCAAUCAUUUAUUGUUGGUUAAUUGCCAAAGUCUAAUGAUUUUAUGCCAAAAAUAUAAUUUUA